AGACAGUAGCUUCAGAUACAGUGCGAUCGUCUCGGAACAAGCCAGUGAAUAAUGCCAGCCAUCACGCCAUCGAGAACGGACGAAGGACUGUGCGCCAUGCAUCAGCAAAACGAUUCCGUCCCAGAAGAUUCGCCAGCGUUCCCAUGUGAAGUGAGGGGCUGCUCAGGGGUCUUAUUGAAGUAUAUAAGGCGAGUGAGAAGCCGACAACAUAUAAGUAGUCGGAAGAACAGCCCCUGUUGCUAAACGUUCCAUUGAAAUCCCAAGUCCUUUGAUACCAGUUCAAUUUCCACCUAUUCGCACCAUUAUCCAUCCAACCAAGUUCCAUUUUGCAGCCAUGGCAACCCAAGUAAUAACGGAAAACACCUACCUGGCGGGAGCCCGCAACAGUCUCAAGAAGGAAGACUGUAUGGAGCUCUAUGAGAAGUGGGCCGCCUCCUACAACGAUGACCUUGCCGACGCAUCCCAGAACUACAUCGCUCCGCUCCUUGUCGCCCAAGCCGCCCUUGCAUCCAGCAAAGACCUCGAGGCUACCGUAUUGGACGCUGGCUGUGGAACGGGUCUUGUGGCCGAAGCCCUUGCCAAAGGCAGCCCAUGGACCAUCGAUGGCAUGGAUUUGUCUCCCGCUAUGCUCAAGGUAGCAGAACAGACUGGCGUGUAUCGAAGCCUCUUCAAAGUGGACUUGACCCAACCGAUCGACCAACCAGACCAGAUGUACGACAUUGUGACAUGCUGCGGCACCUUCACACGCGGCCACGUCGGGCCCGACCCUGCCUUGAGAGAAUUCAUCCGUCUUCUCAAGCCAAAUGGCGUCAUCGUCGCCACGGUCCUCGAGGAGAUUUGGGUGUCCGGAGGCUACAAAGCUGAAGCCGACAAGCUCGAGGCAGAAGGCUUGGCCAAGGUCGUCAGCCGAGACCUCAUAGACUAUCGCAAGGGAGCGGGCGACAAAGCAACAUUGCUCCUGAUGAAAAAGGCCGGAUCCGCUUGAAUGAACGAGACGACAUCUUUCUUCUGUGUCGGGCUUUUGGCGUGAGAAGGAGGGAGGCUUUCUAACAUUCUAGGUUUGGACUGAGCUUAAGUUGGCAAGGACCUCAAGCUUGUUCCCAAUGCGACAAUGUGUUCAUUAUUCCCCAGUGCGACUGCCUGUUUUUCCCAGUGCGACUACUCCUUCCCAGCGCAACUGUUCUUCCCCCGGUGCGACCGUUCUCCGAUGGACUUCGACAGGGACCCGAGUCUAGGCUGCGCUGUAUAUGAACAAGCUUAC
Messenger RNA from Aspergillus pseudonomiae, 1261 nucleotides. RefSeq names its product class I SAM-dependent DNA methyltransferase. The record is from RefSeq and is a predicted model, not a curated record. The transcript has a single exon. NCBI's taxonomy places the organism in Eukaryota, Fungi, Ascomycota, Eurotiomycetes, Eurotiales, Aspergillaceae. The coding region runs from base 335 to 985 and encodes 216 amino acids.